Volvox carteri f. nagariensis is the source of this 1371-nucleotide messenger RNA. RefSeq lists its product as uncharacterized. Gene Ontology annotation, cellular component: U2-type spliceosomal complex. The transcript has a single exon. The record is from RefSeq and is a predicted model, not a curated record. Lineage: Eukaryota; Viridiplantae; Chlorophyta; Chlorophyceae; Chlamydomonadales; Volvocaceae. Gene Ontology annotation, molecular function: metal ion binding. Gene Ontology annotation, biological process: snoRNA splicing. The coding region runs from base 1 to 1089 and encodes 362 amino acids.
AUGGCGGAUCGGAAUGAAGAGCAUGCAGGCGUGCCUCCGGCCGCUGCUCCAGACAACUCCGCCGUCGUGACACCCAGCGCUGCAGCCGUCGCUUCCGCGGCCGGGACGGAGGGCCUCUUCCGCCCAAAGAAAGGCGGCGCCAACUUUCGCAAACGCGGCGCAGCCGGCACCAGCGCUGCCACUGGCACCGCUGGCCCCACCUUGGCUCCUGACGCCGACGACGGCGAGGGCGAUGAGGGUGGCGUAGUGCGCAAGGCCAAGCAGCUACGCACCGGAGCUGGCGGCGACACCAAACUACAAUUCACCACGGCCAAGGACGACAAACCGGAGCUGAUGGUGCAGUACGCUGGCAGUAAGGCCCUGCAGGACACAAAGGACGCGCUCGCAUCCCGUAUCCUCGAGACCGAAACCGAAUACGACCGAGACGCGCGCGCACAGCGCGAAAAGGUGCUCAAACAAGCCACCGAGGGCGUGGCUGAUGACGGCACGUACAAAGGCAUGAAUUCCUACAUCGACUACCGAAAAGGCUUCCGCAGGGAACAUACCGUGGCGGCCGAGAAAGGCACCGGCGCACACGGGCCGCUGCGCGGCAACGCAUAUGUACGCGUGUCGGCACGCUUCGACUACCAGCCCGACGUGUGCAAGGACUACAAGGAGACGGGUUAUUGCUCCUACGGCGACACCUGCAAGUUCAUGCACGACCGAGGCGAUUACAAGAGCGGCUGGGAGCUGGAUCGGAUGUGGGAGGAGGAGCAGAAGCGGAAGGCCGAGGCGCUGGCUAAGGGCUGGAAUCCCGACGCGGACGGCGAGGACGACGCCGAUGCAGACGCGGAGGCAGCAGCAGCGGCACGAGAUGAGGAGCUGCCGUUUGCGUGCUUUGUGUGUCGCGAGCCUUGGGAGUCGUGCAAAGGGCCACCGGUGGUGACGCGCUGUCGGCACUACUUUUGCGAGAAAUGCGCGCUCAAGCAGAGCGCCAAGUCCACCAAGUGCGCGGUGUGCGGGCAGUCCACGCAGGGCAUCUUCAACAUCGCACACGAUAUCCUAAAGCGCCAGAAACGCCAGGAGGAGGGUCGGAGGGCGCAGCGGUAAAAACGAUUCAAUGCAUGGACGUGUGGACGAUCAGGCGGGCCUGGUGUGAAGCCUGUUUGCCUGUCUGUCUGUCUGUCUAUCUGUCCGCCUCACCGAGGUGGAUGGCGAAACGGGGCACCCUCACCCACCAGGUCGAGGCAUUGCAUGGAGGGUUAGGGAGGAUUCCGGCCUCAAGGUUACGAUCCGGAUGGGGGACAGGCGAAGUCCAGCACGGCCUGGGGCCCCAGGCUGGAGGGGGGCCCACAAGCCGUGGAUGAUACACAGGCCACGUGCCGCGCGCUG